This is a messenger RNA of Polychytrium aggregatum, 844 nucleotides long. RefSeq lists its product as uncharacterized. The record is from RefSeq and is a predicted model, not a curated record. The coding region runs from base 106 to 843 and encodes 245 amino acids. NCBI's taxonomy places the organism in Eukaryota, Fungi, Chytridiomycota, Chytridiomycetes, Polychytriales. The transcript is spliced from 2 exons.
GCCUCCUCGCUUUGGCGCCCCCGAGAUCGUGUUCUGUCGUCGCUCUGGGGUUAUUUCGCUCCAUCACAACCACCACCAGCCAGCCAGCCAGCUCGGCUCUGAGCAAUGAGACUGUCGACGGUGCUUGCGGCGCCUCUCAUCCUGCUGGCUCUCAGCAUCUACGUUUCCGCCCUGUCCGAGACCGAGUCGGCAAACGACACAUCGACGCCAGCGGCUCAACCCCAGGUCCUCACGAACAAUAGUGUGCACGUCAUCACCGACUCCAACUAUACCGAGUUGCGCAACGGCGACUGGCUGGUCCUUGCCUAUGCCCCUUGGUGUGCCUUUUCCCAAGCGAUUCUUUCACAUUGGCAUCUGCACGAGGAUCAGCCCGAGUCCGGCCUCGGUGCCAGCGCUCUGCGCAACUUGACCCUGACCAACGAGACGCUUCGCUUUGCAAGGGUGAAUGCCCAGGAAAACACCAGGACGGCGGCUUUGCUGGAGAUCAGGCAGUAUCCGUCCAUCAAAUUGAUCCUCAAUGGCACGCACGUUUGGACCUACAGCUCGUUUUCGAGUUCAUCUCUGACCGACGAGGGCAGUGAGGCCGAAUACUCUCCGGCCAUGAUCGAACUCUGGGUUGUCAAGAAAUGGAAGCAGCAGCAUAUUCUCAACCAGCUCCCCCAGUCGUACUCGAUAUGGUACAAAAUCCAGUUGGAUCUUCACAACAUGAUAUCAAGACACUCCGUAAGCAGCGUGCUUGGUGCUUGGAAAGGCCCGCAUUGCUCGGCCUGCCUCCAUCCAUCUGGAGACUCCGACCUAACACCUGACGUCUCCUUGGCCAGCAUGCCAUUUUCCAUCGACUGAA